Messenger RNA from Letharia lupina, 858 nucleotides. RefSeq lists its product as uncharacterized. The record is from RefSeq and is a predicted model, not a curated record. The coding region runs from base 1 to 858 and encodes 285 amino acids. Gene Ontology annotation, biological process: molybdenum incorporation into molybdenum-molybdopterin complex; Mo-molybdopterin cofactor biosynthetic process. Lineage: Eukaryota; Fungi; Ascomycota; Lecanoromycetes; Lecanorales; Parmeliaceae. Gene Ontology annotation, molecular function: molybdopterin molybdotransferase activity. Gene Ontology annotation, cellular component: cytosol; cytoplasm. The transcript has 3 exons.
AUGUUUGAAGCUGAGGCUUAUUGGUCUGUUUUGAGGGAUAGCAAUGGACCGUACUUCCAAGCAGCAUUGAGACACCUGGGCAUAGAUGCCGCGUAUUUGAGAGUCGUGGAAGACGAUCAAGGGAGGUUUGAAGAGGUUAUAGAAAAGGCUCUAGCUACAGGCUCGUACGACGCUUUCAAUACGACAGGAGCAGUGUCCGUUAGGAAGUUUGACUUCAUCCGCCAGGGCCUCACCGACUUCGAAGCCAAAACACGUUUCCGUAAGGUUGCCAUCAGGCCUAGACAUCCUGUCCUCUUUGCUAUGCUUUCACCACACGGACAAGACGUCAAGAAUAAGCAGCGAGAAGGAUCCCUUCUUUUGCUUGCCAGGGAAUCGCCUGACCACUGUUGGCUGCUUCAAUUUCCUAGUCAUGCCACAUCUCCGAUUCUUCCACGGGCAACCGGACGAAAAGCCCAUCGUGCACAGCUCAACGUUCUUGGCUCUCCAUCACAGCGGUCCAAUUCCUCAGACGCCGUUCGCAAAGCCGUCAGAAAGCCAAGCCAUCUACGCUUGUUCUGGCAUGGAAUAAUCGACGGUACAACAAGCCAAGUCACCCUGAGUAAGGACCAAGGAUCAAAUGAGGUCAGACCAUUGCUUUCCGCCAAUUGCUGGGUCGUUGCCCCUAAAGGUCCAGAGCAGAUCUCGCGUGGUACUUGGGCGGACUGCUAUUCGUCGCUGCCAUCCUCCAUUGGUGGCGACACCCCAAAGAGAGAUUCAACGGAUCAGAACUCAAGUUCUGAACCACUGCGUUCUGCAGCCGGUCCUUGCUGGAUAUUUGCGUCUAUGAAAUGGUUUGCUCUGCCGCAAUGGAUACCGUGA